This is a messenger RNA of Polypterus senegalus (gray bichir), 2294 nucleotides long. Its product is annotated as glutamate-rich protein 6-like. The coding region runs from base 368 to 2098 and encodes 576 amino acids. The transcript has 15 exons. NCBI's taxonomy places the organism in Eukaryota, Metazoa, Chordata, Cladistia, Polypteriformes, Polypteridae. The record is from RefSeq and is a predicted model, not a curated record.
GGAUACCACCAGCUUGUUUCAAAAACAAACUCAGAGACAAUGAUUUCAGCAUUAGAGUGUGGCCAGAUUCCUGGUGUAGCUAGGAGCUACAUGCCCUCUGACAAUCUCUAUCUCCCUGGAUACUGUACACAAAAGGCUUCACAACUUGUAUGUGCCUAAUAAAAUGCAGCCCUAAGGAGUAGCUUUCAGUUCUCUGUGAUAGGCCUGAAAAAACAAAUCUAUUUAUUGAGUGUGUAUUUGAGAAUUAGAAAUUCAGUCACUCCAUCAAAUGUGACAAAACAAUGGAUUCUAAUGGCAAACCUGUGAGGAUGUAACUUUUAGUGAUUUUAUUUUGAAAAUAUAUAAAGAUCGGCUGUCCCACAAAAAAAUGGCAAUGGAGAAAAGGCCAGACAGGUCAGCAUCAUCCCUUUCUGAAACUUCAGAGGUGGCCAUCAGUCCUGCAGCUGAGAAGGAGACUAAUGUUCGACAUUCACAAGGUUUUCCUAGAGUAUUAAGAGGCUUUAACAGAGAAGAGCCAUUUCCACGUUUAGUGAAUUCCAAAAGCAGCAACUCAUCAGUAUCUGAUACAACAGAAAAGACAGACAAUGGCACAGAUGACCAAGAAGAAAAUACAACACAAAGUUAUAAUGAUAAAAUUUACUCAGAAGACUCAAACAGUGAAGGUUCUUUUAGCUUGUACCUGGAAAGGAUACUAAAUGCGGAAAGUGAGUUUGCUGACACUGAGUUUCCAGCAGAUGCACUUAGGCUUUUUGAAUACCCACUCCUCUCUGCGAUCGGCUGGCCCACCAUACUGGCCUACAAACAGGAGUCAAGAGACAAAGUUCUGGAUCCCAGACUAUUUGCUUUCCAGGUCCCUGAGACUGAAUGUCCUCAAGUUCUAUGUGAAUUCUGUGGCCAGAAAUUGAAGCCGUUUCCCUCCCACAAUCAGAUUCAAAACACCAGCAUUGAUGAGCUUUUUUGUUGCGAUCAGUACCAAAUUUUAUGGGAGUUCCUGUCAAGAGAAAGAGCCAAUAUUCUAGAAAAGAAGAGGUCUGAAAAAAUCUCUGUCGACCCACAUCCUCCUUUUGGAGACCAGGAAGAACGGGAGAAAGUCAAGCAGAGAGCAGCACAAAGACUGCGAGAACGAGAAAUGGAAAAAUACUAUCAGAUUGAAGACACUGCUGGAAACUAUUCUAAUAAUUCAAAGCAAUUCAGAACAAUCUCUUAUCAGCUGUCAAGAUGUGCACCCAAAGAUGGCAACUGGACUCUGAUUCCAAAAGAUGAAACUGAAGAAAUAAUACAAAAUGAAGAGGGAGGGAGCAAUGAAGAAGAGAAUGAGUUCUUUAUGAAUGUGGGAGACUUCACUGUGGUACCAUACAAAGAUAAAAAGCUUCCAUUUACAGAAAAGUAUUAUACAAAUGGAAAUAAAUUUCUAACACUAUUCUCUGAUGGAACAGCUCAAGUUUUUUACCCUUCAGGAAAUUUAGCAGUUCUUGUCACACUAAGUUGUAAAAGGGAAUUUGUGUGUCUGGUGCUGGAGGAUAAAGCCAAUGAUGCAGCAAUCCAAGCAGUAUUCGACUCCCAGGGAAAGGGAACCUGCUACUAUCCCAAUGGAGUUGUCUGGUUAAAUAUUAAUAUCCAUGGUGGGAUGUACUUAAAUGAAAAUGGAAAAAAAGUCAAACACUGGUGGUGGAAUGAAAGUGCAUCUCUUAGUAAUUCUGCUCCACUAAAACCAAUCUUCCUCUCCCUGAACAAUCAUACUGGUGUGAGAAUAUUGGGACAAGACAGGAUUUUCAUCUCCUUUUUGGCAAUGGGAAAACAAAUCAAAUUUAAUGUAGGAACGAAAAUGCAGUUAAAGGACCAAAGAACACAACCUGCUGUUAAAUCACAAAUAACAACUGAUGACCUCCUACUGCUUGCAAGCAGAAUAAAAGUUGAAAAAACCUUAUUCAAGAUGUACAUGCUGCUGACCUUUCCUGUAAAUAAUCAGCUAGAAAAGAUACACCUUCCACAAUACCUGACAUCUUUGAGUAAGAAACUCUUGAGUCUUUGUGAGACUUUCAAACUGGAAAAACAUGAACAAUCUUUUAUUAAUGGCUCCCUAGAGGGCUGCCUAUGACUUUGUUCACAAAUAAAAACUGGAAAAGAAGCUAGAGACAUUUUUAACAAAAGUUAACCCAUUACAAACACUUUUAUUUUGUAUAAAGGGCAUCUAUAAUGAACAGCAUAACCAGCCAUAAACGGUACAGAAAUAUAUGUGUUUCUACAUUUUUACAUUUGGCAUACUAAAAUGGUAAGUACAGCCACAAAAACGA